Blepharisma stoltei is the source of this 2692-nucleotide messenger RNA. Lineage: Eukaryota; Ciliophora; Heterotrichea; Heterotrichida; Blepharismidae. The record is from the annotation of a GenBank genome assembly.
AUGGGCUGCUGCAUUACAACUACUCAUAAAAGUUCUCAAUUAGCCAAACUAAAUCAAAGCGAAAAAGACUCAUCAGAAGUGGUCGUAAAAACAUCAGUAAACACCUCUAUGCCAAAAUCGCAAGAGUCAAAAGAUGUCCCUUCAUUUCAAUCCUCAACAAACAAAAUCAAAAAAAGAGAACUUACUGAUGUUUACAAUAUCAAAAAAUGUAUCGGUCAAGGGAGCUUUGGAAUAGUGAGGAAAGGCCAACAUAAAAAUGAUCCCAAUCUGAUUGUUGCAAUUAAAAGUAUUGAUAAAUUUAAAAUCAAGUCAAAUUUGCAUUUAUUGAAAAGGGAAGUCUCUAUUUUGCAAAGCAUUGAUCAUCCAAACAUUAUAUGACUACUAAUAAUGGUUAUAGAAUUUAGGAAUAAUGCAGAGACUAUAUAGAUAUUCAUAUAAAUUAACAAUAUAUUUAUUUACCUUAAAUAAUCCUUCUGUUUAUUAGAUUUACGAGCAUUAUUUGCCAACAGUGAAAAAUAGGGAAUGGUAUAAAGUUUUAUGAAACUUUUGAUGAUGGAAAAUACCUUCACAUUGUCAUGGAAUUUUGCUCUGGAGGAGAGCUUUUUGAAAAAAUCAUGGAAAAAGGCAAAAUAAAUGAGAAAAAGGCAGCCUGCUAUAUGGAAAAAAUAUUACUAGCAGUCAACCAUCUCCACCAAGUAGGCGUCUGCCAUAGAGACCUGAAACCUGAAAACUUUUUAUUUGAAAAUGAUUCUCCUAAUGCUGAGCUAAAAAUCAUUGAUUUUGGUUUAUCAAAUAAAUUUGGGGACAAAUUCAAGCACACAACCAAAAUGGAAACUUUUGUUGGAACUCCUUACUAUGUAGCCCCAGAAGUUAUUAAAGGAGAAUAUGGUCCGAAAUGUGACUUAUGAAGUGUAGGUGUUAUCAUGUAUGUCAUGCUCACAGGCCAUCAUCCUUUUAAAGGAGAAACUCCUACACAAAUUUUCCAAAACGUCGUCAGAGGAGAGCUGAAUAUGGAAAGCCCAGUAUGGGAAACUAUUAGUGAGCCUGCAAAAGAUUUAUUGAGAAAACUAAUUGUAACAGACCCUAAUCAAAGAUUGUGUGCAGAUGAUGCACUGCGUCAUCACUGGUUUAGUGAUGCUCCCAAGGCAAAAAUAGAAUUAGACCCUAACAUUAUUUGUGCAUUGAGACAUUAUAAGCCAAAAUCUCAAAUGCAAAGGGCAGCACUUGGGAUUAUAGUAAAGUAUUUAUCACUUGACCAGAUUAAGGAUUUAAGGCAAGCUUUUUAUGAUAUUGAUUUAGAUCAAAAAGGGGAGCUGAAUAUUGAUGAAAUUGAACAAGCUCUAAAUAAAUGUGGAAUAGAACUGCCAAAAACGCAGCUUUUUGAGAUUUUUAAAAACCUUGACUAUAAUGGGACUGGAAGUGUUAAAUACUCAGAGUUUUUGGCUGCAACAAUUUAUUUAAUGUAAAUGGAUUUAAGCUUAAGUCUUUGCGGAGUCUAAUUUCCAUCAAUGCUCCAUUUUAUUUUUAGUAGCGAUUAAUGAAUUCAAAAAAAAGCUCAUAAAGGACAUGGUGGAUAAUAAAACGGAAAUGGAGUUGGAGGCUAUAAUAGGCAUCUAUCUCAAUUGCUUUGGAGAAUUCCAGUGUCAGAUCAACAGUGCCAAACUAGAUGUAAAGGGCAUAUUUAGACUCAGGUAUGAAGCUCACUGUUUUUCUUUCCUUGCCUUCAGUGAUGGUGUUUUUCAUGUCUAAUUCUAGGAUUUCGCAGAAGUGGCUAAGCUCUUCAAUCACUCUUUCAAUGGGCAUAUCGAUCGUAAGACUCGUCCUAAUUUUGUAUCUGCUAUAGUUAGCCUCUCCUAGCGGUAAGUAUGGUCCGGUGGGACAAUACUACAUUUCCUAAGCAAGUGACCUUGAUGUACCCAGCCUUAAGGGUGGCUUUAUACUUCGCGCCAUCAGUGAAGGUGACCGCGCUAUCUCCGGAUACCAUCAUUAGUGCCCUUAGAAUGUCUCCUGGUCAGAAUAAGGCUUCUAGAGCUUGCUUAAAGGCCUCUUUUUGCCUCCCUGCUUGGCUCUCUGAGGUGCUUGGUGAAGUAUAAUGCCAUGGUCUUGGCCAUUUGGUGUGCAUUGGCAAAUUUGGGUACUAUACUGGCCGUCUGAUGUGAACCCAAACAGGAUGUCAUCCGUGCUAACGUUCAGGGAUUGUAGGGGCCAGUCCUGGCGCUCAUUGGGAUGUGUUUCUAUUUGUCUCAUAUUGAACAUACUAAAUAAAGUGACUGGAGAGAGAGAGGAAAAGAGAGAUUUGCAGAGUAUUAGCUAUGUGGCUAAUCAAAAAGCCAUAAGGCCUGUGGCAGCUGCCUCUAAAUUUCAAUUUAAAAUGCAACAAUUUCUUCAAGAAUCCAGCUUGAUGAGCAUACACUUUGGAUGGCUUUUAAAGUGUUCGAUAAAGAUGACCAAGGAUUUAUAACCCCUGCAAAUGUUUAUGAUGUUCUUACGAAUAUGGGGAAAAACGUCAGCCGUAUUCAAGUUAAAAAUAUGAGGUUUUAUAAUAAAUCGUACUAAUAAAACCUCCUAAAUAAUAAUGAGCCAAAUUAUCUUUUUACAGUAUAUUAUUAAGGAAGUAGACUUGGACCAUACCGAAAAAAUCACUUUUGAGGAUUUCAAGAAACUUCUAUCUGAUGGGAAGAUUAAUUGCUAA